AUGAGCUCCCAAGGCGUGCGGAAAACUCGCUCAAGACGCCCAACACGGGGUCGGCCGAACACGAGACUCGAACAGGCCGUUAGUAGUCAGAUUGGAAUUCAGGAACAGAGCCAGUCGGCCAAUUCUCCCUCAUCGGACUUGCAGCCACGCAAAUCAUGGGAAGAUGUCCUUGCUGCUCUUGAGAAAGAGCCUCUUGCCCAUCAAGUACAGAGGUAUAAGGAAUGGAAACGGAACGGAUCACCCCAUGACAAUUACUGUCGCGUUUGCUUUAAGCCGGAUGGUCUAGAACCCUGCUUCAGCUGCCGGCUGGCUUUCCAUGACGAUUGUAUGCCCGCAGGUUGGCUGCGGACCUCGGAGAAUCAACUCUUUUGCGUCAUAUGCGUCCGACGGGGCUGGCAUACAGAUCCUCCUGUGCUUACGCCUCCCGCUUCACCAAUGAUGGGAGGGGCAUUUAGCGGUCUUGCUGCAGCCACUUUGGCGACAGAGCCCAAUACAAGUACUCGGCCAAGUCCGCACCUUGAUACUGCACCCCCGGACAGACAACCAGGGACUUUUCCAAUACAUGGACACAAAUCAUCUGAUGAACAGGCUGUACAAGCUCCUGAGAUGAUCCCGGAUAUUUCGCUCGAUAACCAUGAUACGAUUGAAAACGAUAAUACUCCAGGACCCUCGGGGCCGGUGGCCCGACGCCCUCGCAAAUCUCGGUAUACGAGCCUUCCCAGCGAUGUCGAUGCAUCACUGAACGUCCUGUAUCGAGAGCUUGAGUUGAAUUCAACUCUAAAACUGCAGAUCGAAGAACUUUGCCGCGAAAAUGCCCGACACAUUCAAACAGUUAAGAUACGUGACCUCAGUAUGAUGGCCCUGCGCCGAGAGUUGGAAAAUCGGCGCUGCUCGGACCAGGAACAUGAAAAGCUGCGAGAAACUGCGGUCCAACUCGAGGAUGCGAAAAAGGAGAUCCGAGAGCUUCGAGCAAGGAAUGAAGCUCUUGAAGCAGAGCUGCAGACCUCAAAAGAAGCAGGAGAGGAAGCCAAAGCUCUUGUAGAUGAUUGGAAGGGAAAGUUAUCACAAUUACUCAACAACUGAUGUAUCAUUCUAGCCACUGUGCUCUUAUCUUGAUCUUAGCGAGCGGGUGAUCUUUCUCGGUAGCAUUUUGCUAUGUCCCUUCUAUUUCCUUCCCCUCCUGUGCUGAAUGUCGCACGUUCCCUAGUCCCAUACACACCGCUUGAGAGGAAAGUCUGCCAGUAGGUCGUGCAGAGAGAAAACAUGGAGAAUCGCAGGAGCUGAAGGAAGACUCCGAGUGAGUAGGUCAGACGG
This is a messenger RNA of Aspergillus sclerotioniger CBS 115572, 1314 nucleotides long. RefSeq names its product PHD finger protein. Lineage: Eukaryota; Fungi; Ascomycota; Eurotiomycetes; Eurotiales; Aspergillaceae. The transcript is spliced from 2 exons. The record is from RefSeq and is a predicted model, not a curated record. Bases 1 to 1083 code for a protein of 360 amino acids.